AUGUUAGAUGAAGUAUUAUGUAUAAUAGAGGUAAAUAGGGAUACAUCUUGUAUAUCUGCAUAUUGCAUGCGCCGUUUAUUUAUAUUGGGGUGUAUAGCCAACUUAAUUAAGGAAAUACCUAUUCAUCUUUUUCUUACCGAUUUCCUUUCUUCUGCUAUUAAGGCUUCUAUUGUUAAAGGACCUAAAGGUGUUCCUUUGAUGGUUUAUGAGAGACUUUCCUUAGAUGCAUUCGCAAGAGAAUUACAUACAGGACAUAAAAAACAAACUGUUGCAUCUAAGGCCGUAGGAGAGGCACUAAGAAGAUUAAAGUUUGGUUGGGUAUUGCCAAUGGGUAGAGUGUGUCUCCCCUUUGAGAGCAGCAGCAGCAGCAGCAGCAGCAGCAGCACGAAGCCUCGUGGUAAUUCUGCUGCUGCUGCUGCAGCAGCUGCUGCAGCUGCUGCUGCUGCUGCUGCUGGGUCUAAUACUACUAGUGGUAAUGCAGCAGCAACAACAGCAGCAACAACAGCACCAGCUACACAACAGCAGCAACUACAAAAUGAUGCAAGCUCUGCUGCAGGGGAUUCAGCAGCAGCAGCAGCUGCUGCUGCUGCUGCUGCAGCAAAUUCUGCUGCUACUGCUCCUACACCUAAGAAAAGAGGGAGACCUAAACAAGAGAUGAUGAUGAUGCAGCAGCAGCAACAGCAACAGCAGCAGCAGCAGCAGCAUAGUCAUGGGAAGAAGCAGCAGCAGCACCACCACUCUGAUGGACAGAUGGAUGCAGCAGCAGCAGCAGCAAGGAUGAAGACAGAAGAAGGUACAGCAGCAGCAUCACAGCAGAGAGGUAGCAGCAACGGCCCCACAGCAGCAGCAGCAGCAGCAGCAGCAGCAGCAGAUGAUAGCUCUAGUGAGGAAGAAGAAGAAAGACCACAGCAGCACAUCAGCAAAAAAGGUAAGAAGAUAGCAGCACCUCUAUCUAAAGGUGUAGAUACACCGCAGCAGCAGCAGCAGCAGCAGCAGCAUCAUCAUCACCGCAUGCAGCAGCAGCAGCAGCAACCUGUACCCAUGGAUAGCUCUGAUGAUUCUAGUGAUGAUGACGACAACUAA
Messenger RNA from Eimeria maxima, 1083 nucleotides. RefSeq lists its product as hypothetical. The transcript has 3 exons. The record is from RefSeq and is a predicted model, not a curated record. The coding region runs from base 1 to 1083 and encodes 360 amino acids. Lineage: Eukaryota; Apicomplexa; Conoidasida; Eucoccidiorida; Eimeriidae.